This is a messenger RNA of Rhagoletis zephyria (snowberry fruit fly), 968 nucleotides long. RefSeq names its product toll-interacting protein-like. Gene Ontology annotation, cellular component: cytoplasm. Gene Ontology annotation, molecular function: ubiquitin binding; ubiquitin conjugating enzyme binding. The record is from RefSeq and is a predicted model, not a curated record. Gene Ontology annotation, biological process: ubiquitin-dependent protein catabolic process. Lineage: Eukaryota; Metazoa; Arthropoda; Insecta; Diptera; Tephritidae.
AGAUUACUUAGCCGACUGGGCAAAAAAUUGCAUUCGACGUAUCUAACGAAAAAGUAAUAUCACAUUGAUCUGAAGUCAAAUUAAAUAACCGAAACUAGUAUGGCAAAUGCUGAUAUCGAAUCUCGAUCAAGUCGCUGGAGAAAGGCAAUGGUAGGUCCACUACCAAACGAUUUUCUCCGGAUAAACAACGGCGUCGAUCCGCAAGUAGCAGCAGACUGUCAGGCAGCAACCGCAGUCUACCAACAACAAGCAUAUCCACAAUAUGUUGCUCCAAAUUACGUCGGCCGCUUAAGUAUCACCUGUGCACAAGCGAAAUUGGCACGCAACUAUGGCCUUACCCGCAUGGACCCAUAUGUGCGUAUACGUGUCGGCCAUUAUGUCUAUGAAACACAAACAGAUCCGAAUGGCGGAAAACAUCCACACUGGAAUCGGGUUAUACAAAGUCAACUAGCGGCGGGCGUUAAUUCCAUUUUCAUUGAAAUAUAUGACGAAUGUAGUUUUAAAAUGGAUGAAUUGAUUGCUUGGUGUGAAAUUAAAAUACCACAAAGUGUAAUGCGUGGUGAAACACACGAGGAAUGGUAUCCACUAAGUGGCAAGCAAGGUGAAGGCCUCGAAGGUGCCAUUGAUAUUGUCUUGAGCUUCUCAAAUCAACCAAUGCCGCCAUACAUGUACCCAAGCAUGGGUGGAACUGCACAAAUGCUGAUGGUGCCGCCAGGUAGACCAAUGCCAAUUUUCGUCACACCGCAGCAACCGGCAGUUGCAAAUACGGUGAUUACCCCGGCACCGCCACGGCAAUUGUCCGAGGAGGAAUUGAAACAAAUACACGAAAUGUUUCCCAAUAUUGAUAAAGAAGUUGUCAAGUCUGUUUUUGAGGCGAACCAUGGUAAUAAAGAUGCUACAAUAAAUUCCUUGCUGCAAAUGAACGAGUAAGGGGGAACGCGGAAAGCUAUUCACAUACAUACAUAACA